Molecule: messenger RNA, 1113 nt
Organism: Lodderomyces parapsilosis
Lineage: Eukaryota; Fungi; Ascomycota; Pichiomycetes; Serinales; Debaryomycetaceae
Gene: SET6
Product: Set6p
Exons: 1
Coding region: 1-1113 (370 amino acids)
Cellular component (GO): nucleus
Molecular function (GO): protein binding
Source: RefSeq, a predicted model, not a curated record
AUGGAGAACAUACCAAGUAAACAGUCAGAUUCAGCCAUAGAAAAUGUUCCCAACAACAUUUCUACAUUCUUCGAAAUCGGUCCUACAAAGUAUGGUGGAAGGGGCUGCUUUGCCAAGUCAAAAAUAUCGAAGGGAACCCAAAUUCAUUAUUGUUCAUCACCCGUUGGCUCCUCGAUAUCGAGACCAUUCAGAAAGGAAGUGUGUACAUAUUGUUUCAAAUAUGAUAAUGGGGAUGCCAUGAAAACCAAACUCGCAAAAUCCGUCUCUGGUAGGAAAGAAUCGAGUGCACUUUACUUUUGCAGCAAUGAUUGCGUCAACAAAUUUUUGGAUCAAGACAUUAAUGACAUCUUGUUAACUAAUCUAUUAUCGGUCGAGCAAAACUAUUUAAUAGGACUUAAAAAGCCAGGAGUUGACGCGCUAGAGCCAGUGGGUGAUUUAGAUGAGCAAAUAGAUCGAGAAUGGGAACGAGUUGAGCGAUGGGCUGCUGAAGUAGACUCGACUCGAAGUAGCAAAAGAGUCAAUUUCCUACCAAGAAUUGAUGAAAGUGAAUACCUUGAAAUCAAAUACAUCGUUGGUGUGUUGUUCAACGAGUUCAAAAUAUAUAGUCAAAAGGAGCUCAAUGAUGAUCUUUCACUAGAGAUGUACUUAUUUGAUCUUCUACAAUCAACUGAACGUGAGAAAUACCACAAGUACCCGUAUCUUCUAUUUUCAUACAUCAACAUAUUCAAAUUCAUCAAGCUCACGUGUACUGCUGAGCUUCAACAAUUUAUCACAACAGACAUCGUUAGAUCGUUGAUCGGCAAGAACUUAUCCAAUGCAUUUGGUAUAUGGUCCAACACGACAGCCAAGGACGAAGAUAAAGAAUUUCUUGGGUUUAGCGUGUAUCCAUCAGCAUCGUUUUUCAACCAUUCAUGUGAUCCAAAUAUCAUCAAAAUUAGAGUACGUAAUGAUAUGCGAUUUGAAACAUUGAGAGAUAUCGCGAUAGGUGAAGAGUUGUGCAUAAACUACGGAAACUUUCAAAAUGAAGACGUCGAGAAACGGCAGUUGGAAUUACAGGAAUGGUUCUUUGAUUGCGGAUGUACAAAAUGUCAACUGGAAUUGACAGCUAAGUAA